AUGAAAGAUUUCUGUUCGGUUGAGGAGGAGGCGUCUCCCCCUUCGGACUCUCCACGGCCAGCUUCGAACAAGGGGAAAGAGAAGGUGGGGGAGUCUUCCGCGGCUCCCUCAUCACAAUUCGCUGAGGUUUAUCGUCGUCGGGAAGUUUUCCCUUUUCGACACGAGACACCCUUUCCGGAGUUGGGGCAUAAGGGCUUAGUUGUUCGUUUUAACAGGGCGACGUCCAACUUAAUCAGCAAGGUGGACGUCGACCUACUAGAAUCCAUGCCCCCCCGUGACAGGGUGCGUCAGGCACAAGCUUCGGCGGCAGAGGCGUUCAUACGGUUGGCUUUUGAGCUCGACGCAAACCGUCAAAGUGCCGCGGACCAGGAAACCAUUGCCGCCCUUACCUCCCGCUGUGAGGAGCUGAAUGACGAAUUAUCAAAAUUGCGGGAGGACUUGCCGGGCCUAAAAGAGAAACUGGCCAAGUGUUCUGAGCUGAAAGAGCGCUUGGUCAGGACCGAACAAUGGCGGGAAAGGGCAAGGAAGCAGCUGGACCAGACCAUCGAGAACUUAGAUGCUGCUUCCACCUGGUCUGCGAGCCUCGGCCAUGAAGUCGGCUUGCUGAUGGAUACCCAUGCCAAGCUCGUUCAUCAGAACCAGCAACUUAUGCAGCAAGUAUCGACUGAUUCUGCCCACUUCAAGAUGAUCCUAUCCGCGGCUAAGGUGUAUAAAUUGUGUUUAACCAGGAAGGCCCGGAUGGCUCGAGAUUGGCUUCUUUCGGAUGAGCCGGAAGCGUCGAAGUUCCUUGGAGAUCUGACGGCGGAGAUGGUGAGAGCCGGAACCCUGAUCAGUGACGAAAAGUAUCGUUUGGCUGCCGCAGAGUUGGGCAUGGAUUUUACAUCUCUUCAGCAAACUGCUGAUCAGAAGGGAAGUGAAGCCUUGUCCAACCUUGCUCCUGUCUUGGACGGGGAGUCGGCGGUACUGGUCGACGCUGCUUGGGAUGCGGAUGAAAGGAGAGCCUGGUCCGAAAGGAUGGAUGCUGAGGCUGAGAGGGAGGCUCUAUGCCUCGACUUGGAUCAGCUGGCUCUCUCUUCUCCUCCGGCGUCAGAUGUCCCGGAAAACUUGACGCUCUCCAACCUGGAGGUUUUGUGCCUUGAUUUAUCGAAUCUUAUUAUUGACGAAGGUAGGAACCUCCAGGGCUUGUCCCGAGAGCUGUCCGAGAUCGGGGUGGAGCCGUUUAACGUUGAAGAUUAUGUAAGCUUCACUCCCAGUCUUGAAGAGGGAAGGAUCGAGCCUCCUCUGCCGCCGGAUCAAGACGUCGAGGCUUUUUUGGAAGAUGUAUAAUCUUGCAAUUUUGUAAUUUUGAUUUUUGCAAACAUUCAACUCUGUAUUUUGAAUAUUUUGAUGUAUAUAUCCCUGAUUAUGGAGUUUAUUCGUGGUAUCCAUGCUUUUAUUCGUUGA
Molecule: messenger RNA, 1443 nt
Organism: Amaranthus tricolor (Joseph's coat)
Lineage: Eukaryota; Viridiplantae; Streptophyta; Magnoliopsida; Caryophyllales; Amaranthaceae
Exons: 3
Coding region: 1-1326 (441 amino acids)
Source: RefSeq, a predicted model, not a curated record